Molecule: messenger RNA, 4729 nt
Organism: Lytechinus pictus (painted urchin)
Lineage: Eukaryota; Metazoa; Echinodermata; Echinoidea; Temnopleuroida; Toxopneustidae
Exons: 5
Coding region: 1139-2056 (305 amino acids)
Source: RefSeq, a predicted model, not a curated record
AGACAAGAAAUAGAACAUGGUAUGGACAUCCCUGUUAUAAACUGGUGAACCCGAACUUGGCUCGUUUUCAAACGGACUGUCAUUAUCAUAACCCCAAAUCACUCAGACCCGGUUAAAUUACAAAGCGAUUGUCAUCGAUGGAUCGUUAUGAUGGGGGAGAUAACAUUACCGUAGAUGCACCGACUUUUAGUUCGUUUCAAAACUUUCGACGAGUUCAUUUCUAAGGCUUCUCCAUUCGACAAGAUCCUGUCAGACUGGCCACUGAAAGAAGCAUGUUGUCUAUUAAGACUUUCCAAUAAGAUCCUCUACUUUAUUGGCUGCUCGUUUAAACAAUGGAUCUGGCGUGAGUGUUAUAUUGAGGUUAUGUGAUUGUUCAAUAUUAUAUCCAAGGAUUUGGGAGGCCUCGCAUCUGAGUCCGGCGUUUAGGGAAUCCAAACACAAUUUACAUGCGUCGUCUUUUUGGGAACAUAAUCGCAUGUGCUCAAUUGAUACAAUCAAUAGGAAAUUACUCACUCUCUGGCAAACUUCACCUCAGAAGAAUGACCUGAUUACGGAGAGCGGUUAAUUGUCAUUUUCCAUUUUGUUCUUUAACUAUUUUGAGGCGUUCGGGAAUUAAAAGCUAAUUUCUUAUCAUGCCAUCGCAACCUAUGGGAACACACAACGAUUUACGACUGUUUAGUGUUUACCCUAGUUUCUCAUUACGAUAAGCUCUUCAAUCUUCGUUCGACAAUAAUUCAACCUCGAGAUCAUGAAUGAAAAAUACACAGUUUCAAGUAAGAAUAAAUUCAUUUUUUCGGUCACUUGUUGGUGCUGGUGUAUGUAGAUAUAGGUCGGUAUCAUUGAUUACAUUCAAAGAAGGAUUUUGUCUGUGCAUUGAAUGAAAUUAAUCAAGGAGGCUUCUUUAUUUCCUGCUACUGUUUUUGGAUACGACCUUACAUUACCAGGUCAGAGCAAAUUGAAGCUGCCCACGCGUUAUACAUCAGAGCCAGAGAUGUAAGGAGAAUAGCAAAGCCCUACAUGUGCGCAUGUAUAUGUUUCUCAUGAAAUCGGUCAUCACAUUUCCGCAUCGCAUCAGCUAGCAUCCAGUUUGCUGCUGGAUACUUAUUAGAGGUGGACUGUCUCUUUAAAAUACGUUAUAAUGACGCGUCGUGGAGGACCGAUCUCUGAUUUAAUAUGGGAUUCGUACUCGAUGAGGGGACCCGAGGUUAAAACGAUCACCGGGGCAUUAACCAAACUCCAGUAUAACAGCGUGGUCGUCGUCCUCUUCACGGUCAUCGCUAUCCUGGGUUUGUUUCUUAUUCUUCUCAUGAUGUCGAAUUCGGGAUGGACAGCAGCAGACUUCCAGGUGCAGAGUUCAUAUGAGCAUCGCAUGUUGAAGAUCGAGAAUUUACGUCUUUCACUUGAAGCUAGUGAGAAAAAGGUAAAGAAGUUGGAAGAUGAAAAAAAGAGUCUCUUGAACAAGCUUGAGCUGGUCUCCAAGAAGUUCCUUGACACGAGGAUCGAGUUUGAUAAAGCCAACAAGAAUGCAAAACGUACCAAGACAGAGAUGGACGAUCGACUGCAUCACGCCCUGACAGAAGGAUCCAAAGCGCUCACAAGCUACCAAAACACCAGGGCGAGGGCAGAUGAAUUAGAAGAGAUUCUACGAGAGGUAAGAGCAGAGAGAAGACUCGUUCAAACGGAGAACGAAGCUCUGGCAGUUAAGCUUGGAAGAGCGAUUGAAAAGGGCGAGGCUGCUGAAGAUGAGAUUAAUAAGCUCAAGGCGUAUUAUGGCAUGAAGGCGGACACACCCAGAGCGAUCUUAGUACCUCAGAUCAACACUGAUCCAUUGCCUCAGACGGGUAUAAAAAAGACAAAGAUAGAUCCUAUACAAAUCAUUCCUGAAGAUGUAGCGAGGACAUUAGACGAAGAGAUACACCAGGGACAUAGUCAUCGGAGAUUGCCUUCGAUAGUAAUACCGAAGCCAAGGACCAAUGGUGUCUUUGUCGAAACUGUUCUCGACCUACCACCCACUCACAAGAAAAAUGCUCAAGCUACGAUGCGUGAUGAAGUCUGACAAAGCUUUGAUCAUGACUGCAGAUGCAGUUGGGGCAUUAUGAGCGUUUUCUUUGGCAAAGAACUUUCUUGUCUUUCAGGGUAGUAUCUACAUGUCAGCAUUGAAUUCCUAACGGUUUCAGUAUCAUUAUGUUGUCCUUGUUUUGAUAUUGCUACUUUCUCACGAGAAACGUGUAAAAGCUACGAAAUGUGGUGAAGUUCUUACAUUUCCUCACAAAAGAAAGUUUAACAUUGUGAGUGACAACCAAAGAACAAUGGUAAUCGAUAUCAUGAAUAAAAGACUGACGAAUUUGAAACUACACUUUUGUUACACGUGCCUUGUGGACUGAGGUCCGUUGUGGUGCCAGUAAAGACUGCGCGGAAAUGAUGAAAGUAACUCUCGAUAAUGUUACACUUCCAUUACAUCCAAGACGCUUCAUUAACUAUAUUUAUUCUAAAAUGACGGACUUGGUUAAGAAUUUCCAUCCUGUGCAUUUUAUCCCAAAAGUUUCCUGGCAAUAUACUAAGAAGAGCUGCUAAAGUCAUUUUCGAGAGAACAAAGAUGACGUUUUUUCAUGUUAGAAAUGUGGAAUGAAGCCAUAGUAAUUUAUCUAUCAAAUGACAAAUAUCUUUUAGAAAUUAUCCUUCUUAUUACUAUGAUCAUCGAUGUAUUAAAUACCACGGUCACAUUUGCUCUACGGCGGCCGUACGGCGAGUCGAAUACAGCCGUUUUAUUCAUUUUUACUCAAACCACCUAUAUGUAGCUGGUACAAACAAAUGUUAAAACGGCUGUUUUCAACACGCCGUACGGCCGCCGUAGAACAAAUGUGACCAAGGUAUAAAACACACAGUAUAGAGCUCGCUGUAUGCUGCCGCACAUACGACCUUGAAGCUACAUGAAAAGUACUCCAUGAUUCAAAUAACAGUUUUAUAUGAAGAAACAAAACGCUCAGUGUGGGACUUUUUGUGCGCGCUUGUCUUUCGGAGAACAUUUUAAGUCCACCGCGCACAUUACGACCACGAUCCGAUUUUGGAACAAAUCGCAUUUUGCUCAUUAAAAGUGUGAAUGAAAAGUAUAUUUUAUUUGAGGUUAGAAUUAACUAAAAGAAUACUGAUAUAACAAUUUUGGAUGAUUACCAGCCAUUAUUUUGGAGUAAAGGCUAAAUUGGUUUCAAAUCGUAGCCAGUCGUGCGAUUGCUAUGGCGUCAUUACGACUAGAUAUUACAUUCAAUUUUAUUGUAAUAAGGAUGAUAGCGUAGUCACAGAUUUGAACAUAAGUAUUCAUAUGAUGACUUUAGAACAUACAAUAUUAUCAUCAAAUUGUACAACAUUUUAUUCCAAAUCGGAUGGCAGAGCAAUUGUAAGGUGUGCGGUGCCCUUAACUGUUUCCAAUGGCCUCAGAAAUAGCGCGUUGUUAAUUAUUAUAUGGACAUGAUCGAUGACUAUGAUGAGCCUCUCAACUGCUGUUCCCCAAAACAAUAGACAGAUAGAUGGCGGUAUUUCUAUCGAAUGUCGGGAAAGGUUGAGAAUAGAAGCUGCAAUAAUUUGUGUUUUAAUUCUUUGCAUGUUUAUUUUGAAGUGAUGAAUUAUACAUCAUGCAUAUAAACGCUAAUCAAUGUUUUUUUUUCUUUCUAAUUGAUAAUUUAUCGUUAAUUUCCUUGAUUAAAGACGUUCCCAAGUUAUGUUUGUGCGCAGCGGCCAUGCGCGUUGACGCCACAAUAAUUUGGCAAGUGAGUAAUCAGCUACAUGUUUUAACUGAUUUUUUCCAGUCAUUGGCACUCAAACAGAAAAUUUCAAAGUGUUAUUUUACGAAGUUAUUAAUUAGCUGAAAAUAAUUUAUGGACCAAAUUUUGAAAAACCUCUACCUCUAAAAAAAAUUUACUCUGCAGAGCGCGAGGUAUGACGAAUAUGACCUUCAUUUGAUUAAGUGGUGUAGAAAUUCCCCUUAUAUAAAUACAAGCCUUGCACGUAUUUUGUGUUUUUAAAAGCACAUUUGCUCUUUAAAAAUGCUGAUAGUUUGGAAACAAACAUAUGAACCCCUAAUGUUUAGUGUUCAUACCUCUUUAGUAUACCUUUCUCUACAACCAUGCAAAUGUUGGUGAAAAUUACAUGGGUUUUGAAUAAAGUACAACAUUUAUUGUACUUCUUAGAUUUGUUAAAUAAAUUUCGAAUUUUUAGAUAUGUUUUUGUCCUUUUUCACACCGUAUUUUCAAAAUUGAAGGUGCUGCUACUCUUUAGAGAGCAUACAAAUAGCAAUAUGAGCGGAUAUCGUACAUUAAGUGUAUAAGUCUGAACUAUGAUGUAAAAUUUUGUGAAAUUUAGAUGGAUUUUGACGGGGUAAUAGUAAUAUUAACUCAUGAAUGUGAUCUCGAGGGGUCUAAAAACGCAAAAUCAUUUUUAUUGCGUAUUUCUUGAGACCUUUCGAAUGGAUGAAAUUCAAAGCUCGGUAGCAAAACAUUAAGCACAUGAACCUAUGUUAAUUUUUUGCAUAUUUGGAAUAUUUAGGUGCCAAAGUAAAAGUGUACAAUAUUUGGUGAAAAUGACAUGGACUUUAUUUUAACUGCGGAACAUUCUUAACAAUAUCAUCAAUUUUCAUGAGCAUACUAGUUGAGUAUUGCAUUGUUAAUUUUAAUUCCAUUAUUGAUUUACUUCAAUAUAUUUAAGAAAUUGUGAGAAAUUAAAUCGUCAUUCUAUG